AUGGAGGAGGAUUCGUGUGCAGUGCUUGGCACAACAGCUUCUGACAUAAGCUGUAUAAAGAAGGAUGUUUUAGGUCUUGGUACUGUGUUAGAGUCAGACGAUUCUCAGCGUCUGAAAAAGAAUGUGGAUGACAGUGGAUUUGCAGUUAAUCAAAUGCAGAGCGAGGUGUCUCAAAUGUCCUGCGGUACUCUGCAUUCAGAUCUGAAUAAUAUCAAGGACCGCUUGUCCGAAGUUGUUAAUUCAUUUUCGUUGUAUAGUAGACAAAUGAGAUCUAUGCUUGCGGAUGAAAAAUUAUUCGAUAUUUCGUGUAGAAAUUCCGCAAAGGCAGAGGAGAGAUUCGUCUACCAAAUAGGUCAGUUUGCCAAAGGUCUACAAAAUGGAUUGUUCGCUGAAAUUCGAGAAUUAAGUACAGUUUCUUUGGAGGAAACUUUAUCUGGCUUUAUUGACCACUAUAACGAGUUGAAAAUGAAAUAUGCUGAGUUGUUAGUAACUUCCUCCCAAACUCCUGCUAAGAAGGGGAAUCUACUGGACGAAACCUCUGUAUUUGAACUGCUUGAAAAGGAAUUGAGUAAUUGUGACAGAGAAAAGGAAUCCAUACGUUCAAAUUAUGAAUCAAAGAUCAGUUGUCUGACUGCUGACUGGGAGUAUCAAAGAUCAAAGUUGCUGACUGAUAUACGUAAAAGAGAAGGUUUAAUUGAUGAGUUUCAACAACAAAUAGAAGAUAAGGAAAACGAGAAUUUGAAUCUGAAAGGUUUAAUUGACGAGUUUCAACGAAAAAUAGAAGAUAUGGAAAACGAGAAUUUGAAUCUGAAAGGUUUAAUUGACGAGUUUCAACGAAAAAUAGAAGAUAAGGAAAACGAGAAUUUGAAACUGAAAGGUGAACUGGAUGAAACGGCAAGACAAUUCUGCUGUAAAGAAAAUGUUGACUUUGGUCCAAACAGAUCUUUGAAUCAGUUAAGAUCGUUUCUCACAAAACUUGAAAAGAGGUGUCCGUGGUUAUGGGAUCUUUUUUAUGGACGUAAUAAUCAGGAGGUUGAUUCAGUGUUAAUGAAUCCCGUUGAACAGAAAAAAUCUUUAAAUAAAGCCAUUUUGGAAAGAAAUGAACUUGAAGAUGAAUUGCAUCGUUUGAAACAAGAAUUACUUUCACUAAAAGAUACACGUAUAGACCUUGCAAAUCAAUUAAAAACCAAAAAUGAUGAACUGCAAUAUAUGUGUGAGAAAUUUCAAAAACAGGAGGAACGUCUUACCGAGUAUCGAAUUCGGAUACAAAAGCUGUGUGAUCCUCAAGUAGCUAGUGCUUUCGCGGAGACUAUUCGUAAAAAUGUAUGCGCUGGGAAAAGUGAUUCUCAUAUCACUUCAUACACUGUUUCUUCAACACCGUCAUCGGGUUCACUGUCUUCCUCGCGAACAGAACCAGAUAUUUCACUGACAACAGUUAGCAUUCUUCCGUCAAAUAAAACUCCACUUAACACUAAACCUUCAGAAGCUCAACCCGCAUCAAUCUUCCAUUGUGUGGGUGCUGCAGUUACAGCUAUUGCAAAUGUUAUCACUUCUCCUAAACGUCCACAGGCGUCUCCUGUAAACUCAUCUGAGAAUAAACGUAGUCGCCCUGAUCUUUCACCACCAAAAUCGGAUAAUACGCCCACUGAAAUGUCUAUCGCUGAACCAUCGCUUGCAGUAAAAGCAGAAGAAAAACCUAUUCCAUGUGAUUCUGUUCCAAGGAGAGUUUCACAUCCUGCAUUAUCAACAAAAUCUAACCAUUUUGCUGUACCCGAACGACCGAUCUUUUCAUCAUCGUCUUCACAAGAAACUGCCCUUGGUCUUCCAGUGAAAAGUACUACGGCACGUAGACCUCUCACAGAAUUACCUGUAUCAAGACCAAAAUCGCCCAUAGCUGUCACCAGCUCAUCUGGUGAUUUACCUACACCAUCUGGGUAUUUGACAAAGGAUAAUCAUGUACAGAAUUAUCCAAAGGCGGAUGAUUUCAAACCUUAUAGUUUCCCACCCAAAGGUUUCGAUGUUAAUGUUAGCUUCCUGAAUCACCUACCUUUGGCAGAGAGCACUACCCACAUGCAGCGGAAUACACCACAUUCGACUAACCGUAACUUUGGCAAGGAUUUCGACUCAAAUCGUCCUGCUGCAUUUCGGUCACCGAAUGAGAAAAAUGAACUGUUUGCCGUUCCUUCUUCAAAACCUACUUCAUCUUGGCAGGUGCCAAGGUCUGGGCCUAUGAAACAGAAUCCCACUACAAAUGCAUUCGUCACACCAGCGCCAGUCCAUCCGCAACAACCUGUCCAAAAUAAAGACGAACCGCUUACUAACCAAAGAUGUGAAAGGAAAUCGGUGUCGCGUCAGAAACGGCCUUCCAAUGCUGGAGCUCCGGAAUGCAAACCAUCUUAA
Trichobilharzia regenti is the source of this 2400-nucleotide messenger RNA. Lineage: Eukaryota; Metazoa; Platyhelminthes; Trematoda; Strigeidida; Schistosomatidae. The record is from the annotation of a GenBank genome assembly.